AUGCCACACAAGGAGCACCUCCCAGCAAUUCCUCAAACUCUACUGGUACCGCGCCGUCGCCAUUGCCGGGCACUGUCGUUCCAUCGAAUUUCACAAACUCCUCCGGCUAUGAGAACACACUAUAUUUCGCAAAUUGGUAAGGCAAUAUAUGGUGCACAGUAUCAGCCUCAGUCCCUCCCGGCGUCAUCAGUCACCCGCAUCCACUACGCAUUUGCCGAUAUUGAUAGCGAGGGCAAUGUGGUAUCCUCAGAUACGUACGCAGAUCUGGAGAAACACUAUACAACUGACUCUUGGAGCGACAAUGGCACCAAUGCCUAUGGCUGCGUCAAGCAGCUCUAUAUCCUUAAGAAACAGAACCGUAACACGAAGGUUCUCCUCUCCGUCGGCGGCUGGACCUGGUCCUCCAAGUUCUCACCCAUAGCUGCCGACCCGACAAUGCGCCAAAACUUUGCCUCCAGCGCCGUUCAGCUCGUUACUGACUGGGGGUUCGACGGCAUCGACAUCGAUUGGGAGUUCAACGCGUAUAUUCCUGCCGCAGAGGAUACUCAGAACAUUGUGCUGCUCCUCCAGGCCGUCCGUAACGCAUUCAAUGCCUGGUCAGCCUCACACGCCCCCGGGUACCACUUCCUCAUUACCGUCGCUAGCCCCGCUGGCCCGGCUGUGUACAGCCUGUGGGACAUCCCCGCCAUGGAUCCAUACGUCGACACCUGGAGCCUCAUGGCCUACGACUACGCUGGCGCCUGGUCCAACGCAACUGGUCACGCCUCCAACAUCUACUUCGAUGCAGAGGACAUGCCCGCCACGCCAUACAGCACCGACCAGGCCGUCUCUGCCUAUAUCGCCGCUGGCGUCCACCCGUCUAAGAUUGUCAUGGGACUGCCCCUCUACGGGCGUUCCUUCGAGGGCACUCUCGGCUUGGGCGAGCCGUUUGACGGCGUCGGCAGCGGGGACGACCUCGGCACCGGCCAGUGGCGGUUUCGAGACCUGCCCCGGCCGGGCGCGACCGAGUUCUACGACCCUGUCGCCAAGGCGAGCUACAGCUACGACGAGGCGACGCAGGAGCUUAUUAGCUACGACACUGUGCAGAGUGUCGAUGAGAAGAGCGCGUACCUCAAGAGCAAAGGCCUGGGCGGGGCUAUGUUCUGGGAGGCGAGCGACGACAAGAAUGGGACGGAGAGCCUGGUUGUCGCCAUGGCGGGCCAACUGGGGCGCCUGGAUGCUGCACAGAACCUGCUGAAUUAUCCUACGAGUCAGUAUGACAAUAUUCGGAACGGCAUGCCUGGAUCGUGAGAGAGUAGAGCAAGGCGGAGGGGAAAAGAUGGUAAUUUUUCUUCGGAGGUAAUGGGGGAUUGAUGAUUAUGAGUCUCACAAGCAUGAGUUCCUAUCCAUCUCAUGAAUAAUGACUGGCAUUUGGGUGGGAAAAAGAAGGAAGAAGAAAAGAGCAAAAAAAAAGACCCGGUAGCAUUCGUUGCAUAUAUUGUUGAUGUAUGCAUUCCUGGGGGUAUUGUUUCCCUUGUAUUGAAGUUUUCUUUCCUAUACUAUUCACCUCGAGACGGGACCUAUUUAUC
Molecule: messenger RNA, 1568 nt
Organism: Cryphonectria parasitica EP155
Lineage: Eukaryota; Fungi; Ascomycota; Sordariomycetes; Diaporthales; Cryphonectriaceae
Product: family 18 glycoside hydrolase
Exons: 2
Coding region: 1-1290 (429 amino acids)
Biological process (GO): chitin catabolic process; carbohydrate metabolic process
Cellular component (GO): extracellular region
Molecular function (GO): chitinase activity; chitin binding
Source: RefSeq, a predicted model, not a curated record